UCCGUACAAUGCCACACCAGACUCCAGAGGAUAUGCUUUGGGUUAAUUUGUGGCGCCAAACCCUUACUCUCUCCUCCAAAGUCCAAACCCACAAAUCCCAAACACCAUGACUCUCUGCAACUGCAACCCAUUUCUCUCCAAAACCCCAAUAUUCUCACUCCCAUUUCAUCCCACCACCAAAACCCAACUCCCUAUUUCCUCUCUUUGCUGCUCAGCAAACCCCUCCUCUGUCCCUGACCCCAAUCCAAGCACCAACUGCAGCAACAGUGACACCAACAAUGGCGGCGGUGGGCCCAAAAAGAAGCUUUCAGACCAUUCCUCGUGGGAGGCGAAGGACUCCGAGGGAAAUGACUACUUGUACAGGUUGGGCAAAGAGGCCGACAACAUGAACAUCGCCGUCGGAGCCCGGGCGGGCCUCGUCGACGACCUCUUCGUCGGCAAGUUCCUCGGCCGAGACUCGGAUAUUGUGUUUGAUUAUCGGCAGAAGGUCACCAGGUCCUUUCAGUACCUUCAGGGCGAUUAUUACAUUGCGCCUCUGUUCAUGGAUAAAGUUGUUUGCCAUAUUGCGAAGAACUACCUUGCUCAUCUUCUCAACACUAAAGUUCCUUUAAUCCUAGGUAUUUGGGGAGGUAAAGGACAAGGAAAAUCAUUUCAGACUGAACUUAUUUUCCAAGCCAUGGGAGUUGAACCAGUAAUUAUGUCUGCCGGGGAAUUAGAAUCAGAAAGAGCUGGAGAACCAGGAAAACUGAUACGCGACCGCUAUAGAACUGCCUCUCAAGUGGUCCAGAACCAAGGCAAGAUGAGCUGCUUGAUGAUCAAUGACAUUGAUGCUGGCCUUGGUAGAUUUGGAAACACUCAGAUGACAGUCAAUAAUCAAAUUGUUGUUGGAACAUUGAUGAAUCUAUGUGAUAAUCCUACAAGAGUUAGUAUUGGACAAGACUGGCGAGAAUCAGACAUUACAAACAGAAUUCCUAUCAUUGUUACAGGAAAUGAUUUGUCAACAAUUUAUGCUCCCUUAAUCCGUGAUGGAAGGAUGGAAAAGUUUUACUGGCAGCCUAACCACGAGGAUAUCAUUAACAUUGUUUACAGAAUGUAUGAGAAAGAUGGCAUGUCUAGGGAUGAAGUUGUAAGUAUAGUGGACACUUUUCCUAAUCAAGCACUGGAUUUCUAUGGAGCUUUGAGGUCUCGAACAUACGACCGGUCAAUUUCUAAGUGGGUUGAAGAUAUUGGAGGUGUUCAAAGUCUGGGAGACAAACUUCUAAAGCGAAGAAAAAAUGACAACCUUCCUGUGUUUACUCCUCCAAAGCAAACCAUUGAGGCUUUAUUUGAAUCAGGCCAUUCUCUGCUCAAAGAACAGAAAUUGAUAAUGGAGACUAAACUUUCAAAGGAAUACAUGAAGAACAUGGAUGACUAGAACUUGGGAUGUCAUUGUUAUGCCUUGUAAUUUUGUUCUGUUAUGCAAGGGUGAGUGGAAUGUCCUUGGCCUGUUGCAUUUGCAUAAAUGGAUUUGUGGAAAUGUCAUUUUCAAUCUCUACAAAGCAAAACUGUCAAAACACACUUGCACAUAUAUAUUAUGAUUUUUUUUAUUGUUU
Messenger RNA from Prunus dulcis (almond), 1592 nucleotides. RefSeq names its product ribulose bisphosphate carboxylase/oxygenase activase, chloroplastic. The coding region runs from base 107 to 1414 and encodes 435 amino acids. The record is from RefSeq and is a predicted model, not a curated record. Lineage: Eukaryota; Viridiplantae; Streptophyta; Magnoliopsida; Rosales; Rosaceae. Gene Ontology annotation, molecular function: ATP binding; ATP hydrolysis activity. The transcript is spliced from 11 exons.